Molecule: messenger RNA, 762 nt
Organism: Caenorhabditis remanei
Lineage: Eukaryota; Metazoa; Nematoda; Chromadorea; Rhabditida; Rhabditidae
Exons: 7
Coding region: 1-762 (253 amino acids)
Biological process (GO): carbohydrate metabolic process
Cellular component (GO): membrane
Molecular function (GO): galactoside 2-alpha-L-fucosyltransferase activity
Source: RefSeq, a predicted model, not a curated record
AUGGUUUCGAUAAUUUUUAAUGGAGGAAUUGGUAACCAGUUAUUCGAAGUGUUUUCAUUACUUGGACUUGCUCAGAAACUGAAUCGAACUGCCAUAUUCAAUGCGGAUGAUUAUGUUCUUCAUUCCAAUUUAGGUCUGCUGAAUGAUCAAAUUCCCCUUGUGGCCAGUAGAGUAAUCUCUAUUCCUCUCGAGAGUUUUAAAUACUUUUCUUCUAUUGAUUCAUCAAUCAAAAAAUGGUUGAAACCGUCAGAAAGAGAAAUGAUUUCACUGAAGAAACUGAUCAGAAGGAAGGAUGAACUUCGUUUCAAAACAUGUGUUCAUGUCAGACGAGGAGAUUUUCUAUCAGAUGGUCAACAUGCUGGAACUGAUAAAACAUUCACCAUCAGAGCAAUUGAUCAUCUCUAUACUCUCCACUCGGGUCUUGUGCUCAUAUUCAGUAAUGAUCCAGAAUGGGUUCGAAAUGAAAUUGUAGAGCAUUUGGACUAUCAAAAUGAUGUGAAAAUAAUGGAAACGUCUAAAGACAAUGCAAUCAAAGAUCUCUAUUUUUCUCAAGUUCAUUGUGAUUCCGUGUUGAUUACAGCACCAUCGUCUACAUUCGGAUGGUGGAUUGGAUAUCUUUCGAAGAAUCAAUCAAGUGUUUACUAUCGAGAUAUUCAUGAAACAGAGGAUACGGUAAAAUAUCAAUUAGUCGAAGAAGAUUUCUUUCCCCCGACUUGGAAAAAGAUCGGAAUCUCAAGAAACGGGUUAAUAAUUUCAAAAUAA